UGACGUUAGAGGUAAAGGUUGGUGCGUGUAGUUCAAUACUGUAGAAUGACUUUAUUUUGGUGGUAAGUUUUUUUUCUGCCCACGCCUUGAUCUCUCAUACAAAAACCAGGGAUCAAAUUCAGGUUUCUUGGCCAGUUUAUUAUUUGUGCCGAAGACAAUAAAAUCUUUGCGUGUUUCGCCCGUUCGCACGCAUGCAGUGCCGUGACUUGUGGUUUCGGCAGAUUUGCGCUGUCCGACGCCACUGCGCAUGCCUACAGAACCCGGGCUCGGCCUGCUGUUUUUCUAACUCCAGAUCAGCCCAAGCACAGCCGUCUAAUUCAAAACAAGGACAUAAAAACGCAGAAACGGGGAAUUCAUGGGCUAAGAGUGAUCAUCUUCACUGUGGCCAGAAUCUGGGUCUGAUCACCUGUUUCGCUUGUUGAGGAAUUGUGCCUUUCUGUAAUUUUCCACAGGUGUGGUCUCGGACAGGAGCGCUGAUUGGCUGUGUGUUUAUUUGUAGGUGUGGUCUCGGACAGGAGCGCGGAUUGGCUGUGUGUUUAUUUGUAGGUGUGGUCUCGGACAGGAGCGCUGAUUGGCUGACAUGUGGCACCUUCACACCCGGACCCGGAGGAAACCAGAGCACCACGUGGGCUUCCGAUAACCCGGAUCCUGAUUGGCUCGUCUCGCACUGAGACCCUGCCCCUCCCCGUACUCCAAGGACGGAUCACAGAUGUCUACCUCACGUUUAAAGGGAAAACAAGCUGCACCGCGACCCUGAACAAGCUACAUCAUGACCUCCAGCAUAGACCGGGAUGACAGCAGCAUUUUUGAUGGGUUGAUGGAAGAAGAUGAGAAGGACAAAGCCAAACGAGUGUCCCGGAAUAAGUCUGAGAAAAAGAGGAGAGACCAGUUCAAUGUGCUCAUCAAGGAACUGGGAACCAUGUUGCCAGGCAACACACGCAAGAUGGACAAGUCCACCAUCCUGCAGAAGAGCAUUGAUUUCCUGCGUAAGCAUAAAGAAAUUGCAGCGCAGUCUGAGUCGAGUGAAAUCAGACAGGACUGGAAGCCUCCGUUCCUUAGCAACGAGGAGUUCACACAGCUGAUGCUGGAGGCUCUGGACGGUUUCUUCCUGGCAAUAAUGACUGACGGGAAUAUAAUCUACGUCUCUGAGAGUGUUACAUCCUUAUUGGAACACUUACCUUCGGACCUGGUGGACCAGAACCUGCUGAACUUCCUGCCUUUGGGGGAACACUCUGAGGUGUAUAAAGUCCUCUCUACACAGAUGCUGGAGGGGGAGACCCUAACCCCUGAGUAUCUGAAGACGAAAAACCAGCUGGAGUUCUGCUGCCACAUGCUGCGUGGGACGAUCGAUCCCAAAGAGCCGCCCGUGUACGAGUACGUCAAAUUCAUCGGGAAUUUCAAAUCCCUCAACAAGGUGUCCAGCUCUACACGGAACGGGCUGGAGGGCGUGAUCCAGCGCUCCCUGCGCCCCGCCUUCGAGGAUCGCGUCUGCUUCAUAGCCACGGUCCGACUCGCCAAACCGCAGUUCAUUAAGGAGAUGUGUACAGUAGAGGAGCCUAAUGAAGAAUUCACCUCCAGGCACAGUUUAGAGUGGAAGUUUCUCUUUCUAGACCACAGGGCUCCCCCUAUAAUUGGCUACCUGCCUUUUGAGGUUCUGGGCACGUCAGGCUACGAUUACUACCAUGUGGAUGACCUGGAGACUCUAGCCAAAUGUCACGAACACUUGAUGCAGUAUGGGAAGGGGAAGUCCUGUUACUACAGGUUCCUGACCAAAGGCCAGCAGUGGAUCUGGCUGCAGACGCACUACUACAUCACGUAUCACCAGUGGAACUCUCGCCCCGAGUUCAUCGUCUGCACCCACACUGUCGUCAGUUAUGCGGAGGUGCGGGCGGAGCAGCGCAGAGAGCUGGGCAUUGAGGAGUCUCCCCCCGAAACUGCUGCGGAUAAGCAGAGUCAGGACUCGGGCUCCGAGUCCCAACUCAACACCUCCAGCCUGAAGGAGGCGCUGGAGCACUUUGAUCACAGCCGCACCCCCUCCGCCUCCUCUCGAAGCUCCAGGAAGUCCUCCUCCCACACGGCGGUGUCCGAUCCUGCCUCUACGCAGACCAAACUCCUGACUGACCAGAGCACGCCGCCACGCCAGUCCCUCUCCGCCGUAGAGAUGAGCUCCCAGCGCCGCUCGUCCGUCAGCAGCCAGCAGUCUAUGAGCUCCCAGAACACCAGUCAGAACCUGGCCCAGCCCAUGAUCACCCAGCCACAACCCCAGCAACAGGUGCAGCCCAGUGUGCAGUUCUCUGCGCAGCUUGGCGCCAUGCAGCACCUAAAGGAGCAGCUAGAGCAGCGCACACGCAUGAUUGAGGCCAACAUCCAGCGGCAGCAGGAGGAGCUGCGCAAGAUCCAGGAGCAGCUGCAGAUGGUGCAGGGCCAGGGUCUGCAUAUGUUCCCCCAGCAGACAGGCGGGACCCUGAGUUUAGGAUCCACCCUCACCCAGGGUGGGGCCCUCACCAUGCAGGGUGGGGUGCUCCCUGCUGCCCCCCUCCAGACUGGCCUGGCGUCUGCUCAUGUUGUCCAGCAACAGCAAGCUCUGCCCCCCCAGCAGCAGGCUGCAGCCCAGCAACAGCAGGCCACGCCCCAGAACCUCCUACGUGAGCAGAGCUCCUCCCACACACAGUCCCAGCGUUCCUCUGGCUCUCUCCCAGCCUCGCUCUAUAACACCAUGAUGAUCUCUCCGCCGGGCUCUGCCAGCGUGGUCCAGAUCGCCACCAGCCUGGCACAGAGCAGCACCCAGAGUGGGGCGGUGGCCACCUUUACCCAGGACCGACAGAUCCGUUUCCCGGGAGGGCAGCCGCUGCUGACCAAGCUGGUGACGGCUCCGAUGGCAUGUGGGGCAGUGAUGGUGCCCACCACCAUGUUCAUGGGUCAGGUGGUGACUGCGUACAACGCCUUCGCACCGCAGCCUGGCGGCACGCAGACCAUCAGCAUCGGCCCGCCCCCGCAGCCUGCGCAGCCGCAGCCGCAGAACGCCGUCGCGCAGACGGGGCCUGCGCAGGCCCAGAUCACGCAGCAGACGCAGCAGUUCCUCCAGGCCCCUCGCCUGCUGCAGGGUAACCAGUCUACGCAGCUGAUCCUGCAGGCUGCAUUUCCUCUGCACCAGCAGAGCAGCUUCACUCCAGCGCCACAGCAACAGCAACAACAACAACAACAGCAGCAGCAGCAGCAGCAGCAGCAGCAACAGCAGCAACAACAGCAACUCUCCACUCACAGGACUGACAGCCUGUCAGACCGCUCCAACACACAGCCCCAGUAACCAAUCAGAUGCAUGGACUGAGUCAAACCCAGCCGUGAGGGGGAGGGGCAUGAAAUGCAGUAUUGGGACUGUACCUCUGGCCACUCCUGUCCCAGGUGCUGCUCACUGUGGGGGGCGGGGGGGCAGGGGGAUGCUGGCUGUUUGCACUGAUAGAAGAAGGAACUGCCAUGCAUCACAGGGACACAACUCAUCACCAUGGCAACAGUACUGAACUUCUCACCACGGUAAUGGUGGAGAACUCUUCACCAUGGUAACGUACAGUGCUCUUUUGACAUGGCAACCAGAGAAGCAGCACUCAUUUUCCCUUUCCUCUCCAUGUUUCAUUUUGCCCAUCUAAUUGUCAUCCUCACAUAGGCUGCACAUUUGGAACAGCUGUUAUAGGGAGGCUGUGCAGCUGAAACAGCUGUUAGAGCGAGGCUGUGCAGCUGGAAAGGCUGUUAGAGAAGGGCUACACAUCUGGAACAGCUGUUAUAGAAGGGCUACACAUCUGGAACAGCUGUUAGAGAGAGGCUGUGCAGCCGGUACAGCUGUUAGAGAGAGGCUGUGCAGCUGGAACAGCUGUUAGAGAAGGACUGUGCAGCUGGAACAGCUGUUUGAGAGCGGCUGUGCAGCUGGAACAGCUGUUAGAGAAGGACUGUGCAGCUGGAACAGCUGUUUGAGAGCGGCUGUGCAGCUGGAACAGCUGUUAGAGAGCGGCUGUGCAGCCGGAACAGCUGUUAGAGAAGGACUGUGCAGCUGAAACAGCUGUUAGAGAGAGGCUGUGCAGCCGGAACAGCUGUUAGAGAGAGGGCUGUGCAGCUGGAACAGCUGUUAGAGAAGGACUGCACAUCUGGAACAGCUAUUAGAGAAGGACUGUGCAGCUGGAACAGCUGUUAGAGGAGGGCUGUGCAGCCGGAACAGCUGUUAGAGAGAGGCUGUGCAGCUGGAAAGGCUGUUAGAGAAGGACUGCACAUCUGGAACAGCUAUUAGAGAAGGACUGUGCAGCCGGAACAGCUGUUAGAGAGAGGCUGUGCAGCCGGAACAGCUGUUAGAGGAGGGCUGUGCAGCUGGAAAGGCUGUUAGAGAGAGGGCUGUGCAGCUGGAACAGCUGUUAGAGAAGGACUGCACAUCUGGAACAGCUAUUAGAGAAGGACUGUGCAGCUGGAACAGCUGUUAGAGGAGGGCUGUGCAGCCGGAACAGCUGUUAGAGAGAGGCUGUGCAGCCGGAACAGCUGUUAGAGGAGGGCUGUGCAGCUGGAAAGGCUGUUAGAGAGAAGCUGGAACAUCUGGAACAGCUGUUAGAGGCUGGAACAGCUCUGCUGGAGAAGGCCAAAUGACAGAGCUGGUUGUGUUCAUGUCAGAUAAUUAUGGGUCAGGAAAUACUUUUAAGAAUGUCAUGUGGAUUCUGCGUUAUUGUACAGACACCUGUAAAAUAAUAUGUAAAUAUCUGGACAAAAGGAAAGAGAACUAAUAUUUUAUAUGAUGCAUGGAAAGUGUAAUCUGUUAUUUGCAGCUUUUUUGUAGUAUUCUGAGGAAAAAACUAAAACGCUAAAAUACUACGGUUAAUAUUUUCAUGGACCUUUCCGUAAGACGUGUUCACCUGUACUGCAGUCAGCUGCAUGUUGUGUCACAGUUUGUUUAAUGGAGUGAUUUGUGUUUUAGUAAAAUUCUUGUCAUGGAUUUCAGAAAAAAACAUAUUUUUAAGAAACUUUGUUUUAAAAUGUGUUCCAAAGAAACACAAAAAAGUAAAAUGUAAAACUAUAAACUUAAAUGUGACAAAGUCAGAUUUUAAAAAUGUAAAUAAAAUGAGUAGAAGGCUUUGCAUGCUAAUAUAGAUUUAUGGUAAAAACAUCACUUGAAGUGCAGUGUUUUUAAGCGAAGUAGUCGUUCAUCACUUUUUAACAUUACCCUCAUGCUUCAUAACCGAUGACUUAAGAAUUCAUUAAUAUUCAUGAAUUCAAGAAAUUCAUGAACGCGUGAUACUCAUCGCGUGAUGCUCGUCCAGAAGAGGAUUAUCUCCUGCAUGUUUUCCAGCUUUCACCAUCAGCUGUGAGAGUUUAAUGAAGCUUUAUUGAAGCAUUAUUGAGGGAAUGGUUAACUAGUGUAGAAGACUACAUAAUGCUAAAUGGCAGUGCACCUCAAGUAGUCUCUGAAUUUGAGUGCCAAGUCUUUAGGCUUUUAGUUUUAAGUAUCUGAAAGUUUAUAGCAGUCUUGAUAUUUUCAAGUAAAAUGACCCCAAGAACAGAGUGUUAUAUUAAAAUUAGUUUAAAAUUUUAAUGAGUACCUUGAAAUAUUAAACAAUAUAAUCUCUUUAUUAA
Molecule: messenger RNA, 5604 nt
Organism: Anguilla rostrata (American eel)
Lineage: Eukaryota; Metazoa; Chordata; Actinopteri; Anguilliformes; Anguillidae
Gene: clocka
Product: clock circadian regulator a
Exons: 23
Coding region: 770-3307 (845 amino acids)
Biological process (GO): regulation of transcription by RNA polymerase II; circadian regulation of gene expression
Cellular component (GO): cytoplasm; CLOCK-BMAL transcription complex; nucleus
Molecular function (GO): protein dimerization activity; E-box binding; DNA-binding transcription factor activity, RNA polymerase II-specific
Source: RefSeq, a predicted model, not a curated record